CAGAAGGAAGCAAGGAGAGUGCACCGGAGAGAUGUCCUUGAAAACACCGAAAUUGAGCCAGAGGAGCUGGAGGACACCUCCCAGGUGAUCCUCUUCCCUUCCACAGAUGUGCCCUGCGAGCCCUCACAGCCGGACAAACUGCUGGAGGAAGAAGGGAUUUUCACCUACCUCUUCCAGCCCUCAGCGCACACCCUGAGCCGUGCAAUGACCUCUGCCCAGCUCUGGUUUUACACCGGCCCCUCAGCAGCUCCCAACCACUCGGUCCCCGAUGUCCUGACCCUGUCGCCGCACGGCCGUGUGCCACUGACAACUGAGCACUGGACCGUGUUUCACUUCGCACCAGCACUGCUGCCCCAGCUCUCGCAGCCACUCUUCAUGCUCCUGGUGCGCUGCCCUGGCUGCCCCUGCCUGGCUGAGGAGGACAAGAUGCCCUUCUUGGUGGCCACCACCCGUACCAAGGGUGGUGAGAGGGCUCGUCGCUCCACCGUGCCCUGGUCCCCAGCUGCCCUGAGCCUGCUGCAGCGCCCAUCUGAGGACCUGGCCGCCCAUACCAACUGUCGCCGGGCUUCCCUUAACAUCUCCUUUGAGGAACUGGGCUGGGACAAUUGGAUCGUGCAUCCCAGCAGCUUCGUUUUCCACUACUGCCAUGGGAGCUGCACCAUGGGCCACGGGCUGAGCCACCGCCUGGGUGUGCAGCUCUGCUGCGCCGCCCUACCUGGCACCAUGCGCUCCCUGCGUGUCCGCACCACCUCCGAUGGCGGGUACUCCUUCAAGUACGAGACAGUGCCCAACAUCCUGGCCCAGGACUGCACCUGCAUCUAG
This is a messenger RNA of Nestor notabilis (Kea), 822 nucleotides long. RefSeq names its product inhibin, alpha (gene INHA). Lineage: Eukaryota; Metazoa; Chordata; Aves; Psittaciformes; Psittacidae. The transcript is spliced from 3 exons. The record is from RefSeq and is a predicted model, not a curated record. Gene Ontology annotation, biological process: SMAD protein signal transduction. Gene Ontology annotation, cellular component: extracellular region. Gene Ontology annotation, molecular function: growth factor activity; cytokine activity. The annotation marks the transcript as partial.